AUGCCGCGCAGCAAUCCAAAAUAUGUCAAGAAAGAUAAAAGGAAGUCGUGGAAGAAAGAAGACAUGGAAACAGCAAUUACAGUGGUUCGAGAAAAAAAGAUGGGAACCUUAAAAGCGGCAAAAACUUUUAAUGUGCCUCGUACAACCCUACAAACUUUGAGUAAAAAACUUGACCUUACUCCAGCACAAGCAGUUUGUACUAAGCUUGGGCGAAAGCCUUACUUGGGUGAAGACUUGGAAAAAGAGUUAGUUUCCUACUUACUCAUAAUGGAGCAGAAGUUUUAUGGGUACACUAUCCGAGAUUUGCGCAGAAUGGCUUAUCAAAUUGCAAUUAGAAAUCAUCUUGAAACGCCAUUUAACCGUAACGAGGCCGGCAGAUCUUGGGUGGAUCUUUUUUUAAAUCGUCAUAAAGAGCACCUAUCUAUUCGGAAACCAUGUGGAACAUCUUUCUCAAGAGCUUUAGGCUUCAACAAAGAGAAUGUUCAGAGUUUUUUCAAUAUGCUCGAAGAGGCUUACGAAAAACACAAAUUUCCAGCUGAGAGAGUGUUUAAUGUUGACGAAACAAGACUUUCUAUUGUUCAAAGCAAAAUUCCUCAUGUCAUUGGUCGAAAAGGAAAAAAGCAAAUAGCAGCCUUGACUUCUGCAGAGAGAGGUUCUACCGUAACGAUAAUUGCAUGCAUGAGUGCUUCUGGAGUUUUCGUCCCUCCUCUAGUGAUCUUCCCAAGGACAAAUAUGACUCAAAUCCUAAUGAAAGGAUGCCCUCCAGGUUCAAUAGGGAGAGCUCACCCCUCAGGAUGGGUUCAAAGUAAUAUUUUUACAGACUGGUUUGCUCAUUUUAUUGAGAAAGUCUGUCCGACAGAAAACUCGCCAGUUCUGCUGAUUUUGGACGGACAUUACAGUCACGUCCGAAAUCCAGAUUUAAUUGACAUGGCCCGAAAGAGCUUCGUGACAAUAAUUUGUCUUCCACCGCACUCUACACAUAAACUGCAGCCGCUCGACAAGACAUUCAUGGGACCAUUAAAAGCUUUUUAUAGUGAGGAAGUAAGACAAUUUAUUAGACAUUCAAACCGCGCUGUUACACCAUAUGACAUCAUGGAGCUCUUUGGGAAAGCUUACCUUAAGGUCCAGACGGGAGAUAUUGCAGUCAAUGGUUUCAAGGCAACCGGAAUUUUUCCUUUGAACAAAAAUAUUUUCACAGAGGCUGAUUUCAUAGCCUCUGAAAUCGAAGCAGAGAAAACAUGCAAUGCACCCCAGGCUGAUCAGUCAAAGGUGGUAGGAUCUACAUCAUCUUCCCAUGCAUCAUUUUCUCAAUGCUGCUCUUCAAGCACUCCAAAGAAUCUACCUGGACCAUCGAAGCAAAUUAGCCCUUUUCAAAUUGCCCCAGUACCCAACAUCAAGAAAAAGGUCACAAAUCGUGGUCGCAAGUCUUCAAGUGCUUGUGUGAUCACAGAUACACCAUACAAAGAAGAGCUUUCGAAGAGCCUGGAAAAGUCUGCAGCGAACAUGAGCAAAAAAAAAUUGCUAUUUAACGAUUUUGAUGGCUCAAAAAAAAAGAGCAGCAAUAAGAUGACAAAAAGACCAAAAAUAAGCUCAAAACCGGAGUCAGAAUCUUCAGAUUCUGAUGGUGACUUACCCGACGACAGUUCGAGUGACAUUGAAAGGCCUAAUGGACAUUACCCAGACGAUGAGGAUGCAAGUUGCUUAUUUUGCAAUGGAAUGUUUUCAGAAGACACUAGAGGAGAAGUUUGGGUGAAGUGUUUUCAGUGUUUUAUGUGGGCACAUAGUGACUGUGCGGGUGCUGAAAAGGACAUUUACAUAUGUGACUUUUGUAAAUAA
Molecule: messenger RNA, 1836 nt
Organism: Acanthoscelides obtectus
Lineage: Eukaryota; Metazoa; Arthropoda; Insecta; Coleoptera; Chrysomelidae
Source: the annotation of a GenBank genome assembly